AUGGGGCGCGGGGCGGCGGCCGCAGGGCGCGGGGACCCCGUCGGGCCGCGGCUGCUGCGGGCCGCGCUGCUGCUCGCCCUCUGCCCCGCCGCCGCCGCCGGCGACACCUGGACGUGGCUGGGCGUCGCCGCCGCCGGCGGCCCGGAGAAGUCGGGCUGCGCCAGCCCGCCGCUGAGCCGCCGGCAGCAGGACCUAUGCAGGCAGAAGCCGGAGCUGGUGCCCGCCAUCCGUGAGGGAGCCCGCCUGGGACUCCAGGAGUGCCGCAGCCAGUUCCGACAUGAGCGCUGGGACUGUCGCCCGCCACCCGCCGUUCGGCGCGCACCCGUCUCCUCCGCCACCGCCGCCGCCGCCUUCGGACAACAGCUCAGCAGCGGCACGAAAGAGGCGGCGUUCAUAUAUGCAGUGACAUCAGCGGGGCUGGUGCACGCGGUGACACGGUCGUGCAGUGCAGGGAACGUGACUGAGUGCUCCUGCGACGUGAGCCUGCGGCACGGCGGCUCGGCCAGCGAGGGCUGGCACUGGGGCGGCUGCUCUGACGACAUCCACUAUGGAAUGGCCUUCAGCAGGAAGUUCCUGGACGUGCCCAUUAAGAACCUAACGGGCAAGAGCGAGAGUGGACUGGCAGCCAUGAACUUGCACAACAACGAAGCUGGCAGGCAGGCUGUGGCAAAGCUGAUGUCAGUGGAUUGCCGUUGUCACGGCGUUUCUGGGUCCUGUGCUGUGAAAACUUGUUGGAAAACAAUGUCCGCCUUUGAAAAGAUUGGCCGUUUUUUAAAGGAUAAGUAUGAAAACAGCAUACAAAUAUCAGACCGACUGAAAAAAAAACUACGCCGCAAAGAGAAAAGCCAGCGAAAGAUACCAAUUGGCAAAGAAGAUCUGUUGUAUGUGAACAAGUCUCCCAAUUACUGUGUUGAAGACCAAAAACUGGGGAUCGCUGGGACGCAGGGAAGGGAGUGUAACCGCACCUCGGAGGGACCAGACGGCUGCAACCUGCUGUGCUGCGGGCGCGGGUACAACACCCACGUUGUCAGGCACGUGGAGAGGUGUGAGUGCAAGUUCAUCUGGUGCUGUUAUGUGCGCUGCCGGAGGUGCGAGACCAUGACUGACGUACACACCUGCAAGUGAGAUGAAGCACAGAAAACACAGCCACACUGUCCUGCACUGUUUGGUAUACAGCACUGUGGCACGGGCAGCAGUUAUUUCUGGCUGUGUGGGACUGCAAGGGAGAUCAGUUGCAAGGGGAAGGGGUAUUGCCAAACGACAGGUAGUCCAAGCAUUUGGUGUACCAAAGAGCAGCCUGCAUGCAGGGACAGACAAGAUGACAAAAAAAGGAUUCCUGAUGACACAUUUGAAUGGGUAACUCCAUGAGCAGAGACAGACACAAAACUUUCCAAGUCUUUAAUAGCCACAGCAGCCUGAAGAUCUAUGUUAUCAGUAGGUACAAUAGGGAAAACUCAAGAUAUCAUUAGCCAGAGACUGAAGAGGGCAUGGAAGAUACGUUAGAUAUCCUUAUGUCUGUAUUUUUUAAACUGAGACUAGAUGUACACAGUAGAUCAUUCAUUUCUGCAGGCUUUAGGGAAAAAACAAACAUAGGAGAAGUGUCCUGCUGUUGACCAUGUUGUCUUGCAACCAUUUGGAAGGCUGUCUUCUGCAUGAUAUGCAAAAAAGCAUCUGAUACUGAGAAAUGUGUGACUGCAGAGAGCUCGGUACUGCCAGGGUGGAAGAGGAGAGUCCACUGGCAUGGAGCAGGCCAUGUCCAGAGCAGAGCAGCUGGAACACAGCUUGAGGAACACCAGCAGCGUACCAAGAAGACACCUCGGAAUUUUUUUAUAAGUUGUCUUUCAAACACAUAAAGGACAAGUUUGAGGAGGGACAGAAAUACAGUUUGGUGUUUGAAGGAAAUAAAGUCCUUCACAGGUGUUUCCUCAGUGUCUGAACACGCAGUUUGUGAAUCAACCAAUCAUCACCCCACUGUUGGACCGUGUGUAAUAGCCUGCCAUGUUUAGCCACCUCGCUGGUGGUUCACCAUCAUUUUCACAGUUAACCAAACAAGAUUCAGCCCAAAGAAACCUGCCACAAGUUAAAUUUUUUUGAAACACUGGUUUCUUUUAUAGAGGCAGCAUCUAGAACUUUUCAUUAAGUUGCAUCCUAAGUAAGUUCAAUGCACAAGAUAAUUUAUGGAUUGGCUCACAGUAUUAAAAUAUUUAGACUGUUAUUGAUAACAUUUUCUCUACCACCAGAUGUUGACUCCAUUUAAUUUCACAUCUGUGAAAGGUUGUUUAUUUUUAUGCAAUGAUUUCUUGCCUGGCUUUAAAAGCAAUUCUGUUGUUUAAAUGUGAAAAGACCUAUUUUUGAUAAGACAAGAAAGUUUAUAUUUUGUAAAUAUUUAAAUUAUGCGAGUUAUGUAAAAGGUUUCCAAAACUAAUGUGAUAAGAUUACAAGCUUUGACAUUUGUUGGUUAGAUAUUUGUUACUGUUGUAGUAGCCUUUAAUUGAUUUUUAUUUGCAUGUGCAGGGGGAAAUGAGUCUGAUAAUUACGUAAAUGGGGUUUUUUUACCAUCAGAGUGCCUAUAAUUGCUACAGUUUAUACACAAUGAUGAGAAACACUUACUAUGAUUUUCUAAACCAUCAGUUGAUUAACAUUCUGUAUACUUUUUUUAGAAUUUUAAAUCCAUUUUACAAACAGUUACAUCCUGGCUCCAGAGUGAGUGCAGAACUCCCACUGACAUCAAGGGGACUUGCAAGGAUUAACUUAACUUCUUAGACACUAACAUUCAGUUUUUAGAAAGAAAUCAUCUUAGACAGUUUGGUUGAGCCUUUCAAAGUUACUUUGAGGAAUUAAUUUCCCAGUUGUCAGUUAUUUUCCCAUGAAAGAUGGUGACCACAACCCCCAUCACUCUUUAUUGGAUGAGUAGAUCAAGAAGACGCAAACAAAAACUUCUGUGCUGUGGUACUUCACUGUGUUACAGUCUGCAAGCAAGAAGUCCUUUGAUUGCUUGUUCUUUUUGGACUUUCCCUCCACAUUUGGCUAAUCUGUCUCCAUUGACCUAGCCAGGUCCUGAGGCCACAAAAUCUGCUGUCUAUGGGAACGGUGUUCAGUGUGCUGGUCGCUGUCACAGGAGGAUUCAGCUCCCUCCCUGUGACUACUUGAGUGGGGAGGACACAUGUUGGUGGAAGACCCUGGAGAGAGAGCUGUGAGCCCCAGGUGUAUACUAAUGCACUUCUCAAUAUGCCUUAACUUCUGACAAGGUAGGAAAUGGGGAGAAUAUGGUCCUGGACUCUCAGGCCUAAGCUCAGCUUCAGGGAUUUGCCCGGGAGGAAAAUGUCAGUAGACUGUUUCUGUGGGUUUGAAGGUGAAGGACAGUCACACCAGCAUUGCACGGAGACAUGAGGCACUCAUCAUGCAGCCAAUGCUGUCAGGGUGUCUCUUGCUGGUUUGGCUGGCUGGUAUAUGAUGCUGUGUUAUUUUGUGAGAGUUCAUCUACUUCCAGAAAAUAUCUUUUAGUUUUUAAAUGUUGUUAAUAAAAUAUUUUUCUCCGA
Colius striatus (speckled mousebird) is the source of this 3539-nucleotide messenger RNA. RefSeq names its product Wnt family member 16 (gene WNT16). Lineage: Eukaryota; Metazoa; Chordata; Aves; Coliiformes; Coliidae. Gene Ontology annotation, molecular function: frizzled binding; cytokine activity. The record is from RefSeq and is a predicted model, not a curated record. The coding region runs from base 1 to 1125 and encodes 374 amino acids. Gene Ontology annotation, biological process: neuron differentiation; multicellular organism development; canonical Wnt signaling pathway. Gene Ontology annotation, cellular component: extracellular region. The transcript is spliced from 4 exons.